Molecule: messenger RNA, 2195 nt
Organism: Strongylocentrotus purpuratus (purple sea urchin)
Lineage: Eukaryota; Metazoa; Echinodermata; Echinoidea; Camarodonta; Strongylocentrotidae
Exons: 5
Coding region: 90-791 (233 amino acids)
Source: RefSeq, a predicted model, not a curated record
GUCUGUCACUCUCGCUCACAACUCUCAUCCGAAGAACACUGGAAGUAACUCUGCACUUCUGCUUAAUAGAGAGAAGACGAGAAUUAAAAAUGAAGCGAUUUAUGUGCCUUGUUUUGGCGCUUUCUUUGUUUUCCGCACAUGGAGCAUCAGUCGGACGCCGGAUGAAGCGAGAAUCUUGUUCAGUCAUGAUGAUUCGGACGAGCAACUGUAGUAACCAUGGUUAUUGCGGCUCGGAUAAUAUCGGCCCUCACUGCGUGUGCUACGAGGGAUGGGGUGGACAUCUCUGCCAGUAUGUCGUAAACGGGAGACCACAACAAGGAGAGAGUAGUCCCCUAAUCGAUGAUGGCGGCGACAAUGACGGUGAUGAUGAUGGAGAUGUUUCAACCCCCGAUCAGCCUGCUACUCAGGUGACAGAAGAAACUAGGGAACCAGAAGUCACCGUAACUCAAGGAACAAGUGAACAAACUCCAGAUGCCCAAGACGAGGUGAUGAGAACGGAGCGCCCCCAUUCUACACGAGAUGCUACUCGUGAAGAAGGAAUGAGUGAAGACGAGCGUUUGGCGAUGCUAUGUAAUGAUCUCUACGCUAGAACCAAUACGUGCACUACCAGACAUGGUCACUGCUCUGUAGACACCAUAGGAGCCUUCUGUCAGUGUAACACCGGCUUCAUAGGCACCGCCUGCCAAUACGAAGCCGAGAAUGUCGCAGGCGUUCUGGAAGCGAUCCUUGGAAUGAUUCGCGAUCCUCACUAUCGCGUGAUCGGUGGCUCUGUCGGUGGCUCUUUCUAUUAAUUUUGAUAUCAAAGGGGACAGGGGUAGGACUCGCAAAUAGACGGGGCCGGGCACAGUGUUGCGGAUAUAAUAUUGUUUAUGUUAAUCAUCACUUGUACAUGUCUCAAUUCAUAUCAUGCGAUAAGUGCCUCUUUUGUGGAAAUGAUGAAGAAACAGUCAAUAUAUAUUAUAGGCACAUAAUUAUUUCUUGAAUGUGAUAUAAUCAUGGUAAAGGAUUUAUGGGAACAGUGUGGUAACAUGUCGGAUCUUCCCAUUCUUAAAGAGAUCGAUGGAAGGAAGUUCACAUUGGACGAGAUAAAACAAUCAUGUUGUCUUAUUAAUUAAAAAUUAUGUUAUUUCUUGUAGUGGGGGAAAGAGUAUUAAAGAAAUAAAAGAGAAACAAGAGGAAAGAAAAAUUGAUGCAUCGAACGGAAUCAAUGAAAAACAAAUCCUGUUUGGCAUUUUGCAUUUCUCAUCUCGUAUCAAUAGAAAUUGUAGCUGUUCUCUACCGCAGUCUUUGUUGAAACGCGACUACACUACCAGAGAAAGGGGUAUAUUUAUAGCCCCUUGAACUGCACCAUCCCAACAUAUUGCAUAAUCCCUAAUUUUUGUUUUCAUAGGUUUUUAUUCAUUUCUCUUAUAAAUAAAAUUGUACAUAAUGUAUAAUAUUGUAUUGAGUUAUGGGAUAUCGAAUUCAGCACUUUAUAACAUUGAAAACAUGAAGAAGAAAAAAGCUAUAGAUCUUCGUAUUUGAAGGUGCAGAUAUGAAUGAAUUAUAUAUAAAUCAAUAAUUCUACCUACGAACUAAUUCAUAAUUUAAUUUCGUUAAUUCAGCUUUUAUUAUUUUGUAUUUGCAGCAAUUUAAGAGUUUAUGUUCAUAAUUAAAAAUAUCUAUUUUAAUGGCAUAUCAAAGAGAAUGAUUUUUUUCUGUAAAAUACAUUUAACUAUAGGCCUUGAUUAAUCGGUUGUGUAAUUGUAUUCAAUUAAUAUAAAUAUCUAUGGGUUGUUUUACAAAGAACUUUCUGUGAAUUUAAUAGAAAGUGUUUUUUUGUAUCAGUCUUUAAAAAAGAAAAUAGCUGAAAUGUAUAUGCACUCAAUCUAUCGAACAUUUUUUCUUUGUAUGCAAACUGUUAGUUGUUUUAAAGCUCACUUAAGGUAUUGUCGUUCCAUCUUAAGCUGAAAUUUUGUGCGUAGUUUAUUUUGGUCCUCACACCUUUUUACAUUUCUCAAAUCGAUGUCAUCAAUAAUGAAAGAAGUCAAUGUAUGUUUGAUUAAUCAAUAUAAUGAAGUUUGAUACGUAUGACUUUUCUUUAUAUCUGUUUACCACGGUGACCAAAACAUCUCCAGUUUCACUUAUAGCACAAAGAGUGAAACAUAGAGCAUCACAAGCAGACAAAAUUCUGAUAAUUAUAGAACUGUAAAAAA